This is a messenger RNA of Podarcis lilfordi (Lilford's wall lizard), 384 nucleotides long. NCBI's taxonomy places the organism in Eukaryota, Metazoa, Chordata, Lepidosauria, Squamata, Lacertidae. The record is from the annotation of a GenBank genome assembly.
AUGGAGAGUGAUGAUACUGGCAAUCGCCUUCGCUUCCAGCUGGAGUUGGAGUUUGUGCAGUGCCUGGCAAACCCCAGUUACCUAAACUUUCUUGCCCAGAGAGGAUUCUUCAAGGACAAAGCAUUUGUCAACUACCUUAAACACCUGCUCUACUGGAAAGAACCAGAGUAUGCCAAAUACCUAAAGUACCCCCAGUGCCUGCACAUGCUGGAGCUGCUGCAGUAUGAGCACUUCCGCAAAGAGUUGGUCAAUGCCCAGUGCGCCAAGUUCAUCGAUGAGCAGCAGAUCCUGCACUGGCAGCACUACUCUCGCAAGCGCAUGCGUCUCCAGCAGGCCCUGGAAGAGCAGCAACAGCAGCAGCAGAACAGCACCUCUGUGAAGUGA